Messenger RNA from Fomitopsis serialis, 2605 nucleotides. Its product is annotated as ku80-like protein. The record is from RefSeq and is a predicted model, not a curated record. Gene Ontology annotation, biological process: telomere maintenance; double-strand break repair via nonhomologous end joining; cellular response to X-ray. Gene Ontology annotation, molecular function: double-stranded DNA binding; damaged DNA binding; telomeric repeat DNA binding. Gene Ontology annotation, cellular component: nucleus; Ku70:Ku80 complex. The transcript has 13 exons. Bases 77 to 2605 code for a protein of 842 amino acids. NCBI's taxonomy places the organism in Eukaryota, Fungi, Basidiomycota, Agaricomycetes, Polyporales, Fomitopsidaceae.
CCGCGCCACCGCUGCCUGUCUCUCGCCGCGGCGCCCAUAGCUUGUCCCCGGUUUGUUCAAGGUACACACAGACAAUAUGCCUGCAGAGCGUGCUGGUUACACGGUGACGAUGUUCCUCAUCGACGUCGCGCCAACCAUGGGCAGGAUGAGACAGGUCGAGGUUGCCGGAACGAAGCCCGGAGAGUCAAAAAUUGUAGAGAUGACCAAUCUGGAGUGGUCUCUGCAGUUCGUUAUGCUCAAGAUCCAGGAGAUGAUCUAUCAUGGCAGGAAGACGGACCAAUGUGGAGUGAUAUUGUUUGGAUCUGAAGAGACAGAUAACAUCAUCAACGAAGAAAGCGGCGGCUAUGAGAAUGUCAAACAAUACAUCCCUAUCGGAACACCAAGUGCAAGCACGCUUGCCAAACUACAGGCGCUGGAGCCGUCAACUACUCAUGGGGACCCCGUCGACGCUCUCAUAGUAGGUGUCGAGACGCAGGACAGACACCUAGAAAAGAAGAAGACAUGGACGAGAAAGGUCGUUCUCCUGACGGACGCCGAGAAUCCCAUCGAGCUUGAGGACUGGGAAGCGACUGUCGAGAAGAUGAACACAUUGAACGUUGGCCUGACCGUUAUCGGCAUCGACUUCGACGACGAAGAGCUCCCGUUCCACGAGGAGAACAAGACACACAUCAAGCGGACCAACGAGGAGUUCUACCAUAACCUCGUCAGUAGCCUUCAUCGCGGUAUCGUCGGCAACUGCGACUUUGCCCUGCGCGAAAUCAGUCGACCCGACGUGAAGGAGACCCGCUCAGUGAUGCAGGGCACGAUACUGCGCCUGGGCGACGUCGACGCGCGUCCGGAAGAGGCGGUCGAGAUACUCUGCAAGACGAGCAAAGCAACCGCCGUUCAGCGACCCAAGAGCUGGAAGAAGUUUGCGCGACGUGAGAAAAACAAAGACGAGCAGGAGGGCAAAGACGCGAUGCAGGUCGACGAAGACAAAACCGUCUUCGCGCAGCUGCGUGUGCGCACGGAGUACUACAUCGAUAAUGACACCGCACGGAAGGCCGAUGAUGAAGGCUCAGAUGCGGGCGCUGACGAGACAGACGGCGAGGACGGUGGAGAAGAGGAGCUUGUGCGCGGCUUCAGGUAUGGCUCGUCGUAUGCCCCGUGUCCCGACGGGCUAUUCCCGCGGCUCGCGACGCGCAAAGGUAUCGACAUCUGCGGCUUCUUUCAGUCGAAGAACUUCCGGAGAGAGUAUGCAAUGAGCGAGGUCACAUAUGUCUGGGCGGACCCGGCGCAUCCCCUCCAGCAGGUCGCGCUGAGUGCGCUCGUUCAGGCGAUGUUUGAGAAGGGAUCGAUGGCGAUCGCGCGGUGGGUCAACAGGGAUGGGUCGGAGCCGAAGAUGGGUGUGCUACACCCGAUCAUGUUUGAGCGAGUGGAUUGUUUGUUGUUUGUACAGGUGCCUUUCGCCGACGAUGUGCGCAACUUCCCUUUCCCCUCUCUCGAACAUCUCGUGUCAAAGAAGGGCGAACCCAUUACCACGCACCCAUACCUACCGACGGAGGAACAGAUGGAAGCAAUGGAGCACUUCGUCGAUGCGAUGGACCUGAUGGAAGUUGGCGAGAAGAAUGAGGAAGGUAAACGGAUGGCUUGGUUCGACACCCGCCUCUCCUACAACCCUGCCAUACAUCGUGUGAAGCAAGCACAGUUCCACGCAGCCGUUGUGACCGAUCUCAACACCAACCCGUUGCCACCCCCGCAUCCGGAACUUACAAAGUAUUUCGAACCCCCGAAGCGUGUUCUCAAGCGAUCGCUGGAUGCCGUUGAGGACUGCAAGGACCGCUUCAAGGUUAGGGAAGUGCCGAAGAAGGUCGCUCGAACACGAAAGGACGGUCAUGUCCGCGCACGCGACGAAGACGAUGACACUCUUCUGCUUGACAAGGCGGCCAGGCGCACCAAGUCUUCGACACAGCUCGGGGCUGCCAGCCAGCACAGUCAAAGCCAGAGUCAAAUCCUCCGCGCACAAUCUUCUCAACAAGCAAAGAAGGUAGCAGAUGACUCAGAAACAGAGAGCGAGACGGAGCCUGAGGAAGAUGAGGAACUUCUGCUUGAUAAGAAACCGACGAACAGGGGUGCUUUACCCACGCCCGCUCCGGAAGAGCCUGAUCGAGGACAAGCACACGGACGAAUCGUGGGUUCGACAUAUCCGUUGGAAGACUUCAAGGCAAACAUUGCCAGAGGCGACGUGGUUACGAAAGCCGUGGAAGAUCUCGGUGCAGUUAUUCGGGAGAUCGUCUUGCGUCCUUUCGCGUCAAGACGAGCGGAGGAGAUGAUUCAGUGCAUGCGUGAGCUAAGGCAAGUAUGUUUGGAGGAAGAUGAGAUCGAUGCAUGGAACGCGUUUCUGCGAGCCCUGCAUGAAGCAUGCUUAGAUGGCAAGCCCGGUAACAACGACUUUUGGUCUCGCGUCAAAGAUGAAGGGCGGACACUGAGCCUCAUCAGCGACACUGAAGCGAGCGAGCUGGGAGGCAAGUCGGAUGUGUCUGAGUCCAAGGCUGCUGAGUUGAAUGCUGUCGCCGUACGUAUACACAGUGACGUAGCAAACGUUAGCAUGGGCAAGAUUGACUGA